AUGCAGCCUUCUCAUUUUCGUGGUAACCAAGGCUACGACCUCCCACCGGUGCAGUCGGUGACGUCGGGCGCAUUCCCGGCUCCCGCGCUGCUUUCCGCUCCGCCGAGCAGACCUGACAGCGGGAUGCGAAUGUCUCAUUUAUUACAGCCUAUGCCUCCAGCUGUGCCCGCGACGUCACCCUAUCAGCGUUUUUACGACUCCGCCUCUGGCUCACCAGCUGAGACUACGCUGCCCGAUGCCCCACCAAUGAAUUCAGUUCCAGGUCUCUACCAAUCCAGCCCCGGGCAUGGGCAAACCGCCGCACAGUUACAGCAGAAGCGCGCGUAUCGCCAGCGUAGAAAGGACCCCAGCUGCGAUGCUUGUCGCGAGCGCAAGGUCAAAUGUGACGCAUCGGAAUCAUCCAGCUGCACCGAAUGUAACAAUCGCAGGGUCCGUUGUCAGUUUACCAAAGAGACGAACCGUCGCAUGUCGUCUAUCAAACAGGUCCAGGAUCUGGAGAAGCAGUUGCAGAAUACAAAACAACAAUUACAGCACUUGCAGACCGGUAUGAUGCGGCCGGAUCGCAUGGUCGAUGUCGAUGAAGGUGUCCCGCAGCCGAUGGUCAAAUUACCUGAGAUUGAAUAUCGACCCGUGCGCCGUUCAAAAGCGCCCAUCCCACAGGAUUUCUCCGAUGUGCGGUCCAACCUCCGCCGUUAUGGUCGUGGUAUUUUGAAGGUGCCCACCCCAUACCGUCAACAGGGUGCACAGUCAUUGGUAACGGGGGAUGCGCCGGAGCUACCGCCGAAGACUCUAGCAGAUCAUCUACUGGCCCAGUAUUUCAAUUGUAUCCAUACUGUACUUCCGGUACUCCAUUGGCCCAUAUUCAUCGCAGAAUAUGAAAAAGUUUAUCGGUCGGGGACAUUGUUGGGUGUUUCAAAUGAAUGGGCGGCUGUGCUGUUUGGUGUAUUUGCCUGUGGUGCCAUCCACACGAAUGAGGCGAAUCGGGAGGAGGAAGGAAAGAAAUAUGUACGCACAUCUUGUGGGAUUAUUGAUGUUUGGCACGACAACUUCAAUUUAGAUCGUGCUCGUGCCUCGCUGUUGGCAAGCAUCUUUCUCUACGAGGUUAAUUCGAGGUCGGCUAGUUGGGUGUGGAUUGGCUCAGCAGUGCGUGUAGCUCAAGAGAUCGGGCUGCACAUCGACUCUGGGCCGUGGCCUGCAGUUGAAGGGGAGAUGCGGAGGCGUCUUUGGUGGGGACUAUACGCCUGGGACAGAUUACUUGCGCUUGAGAUGGGGAAGCCAGUAUUGAUCAACGAUCAAGAUUGCGAUAUCGAUCUCCCAUGUCCCGUGGAUGAGCAAUACAUCACAGAGGGAGGCAAGAUCCCAGACAGCCAACAAACCACGCCGCUGCUGGCUACGAUCCACGUCGUCCGGUCUAUUGGCCAACUCACGCACACCCUACGCUCGGCAACCAUCAGCCCAGCCACUCUGGAGACCUUCGAACUCCACUUCAACACAUGCCUCGCAACAUUCCCAUCUCAGUUUCACCCUAAAACCGACCAAGACCUCGACCCCCGCUCUCUAGCCCCAGUAAUCUACCUCCAAAACGCCCGUCUCCUUCUCCACCGCCACAACAUCUCCCCCUUCUGCCCCGACAUGGUCCGCACCUCAGCAAUGGACUACUGUGUUUCCACAGCCCUAGACACCUCCAACAUUCUCGCCCGCUGUAUGCGUAACUACCUAACCCACCCAGGACCACCAUGCGUCAACGACCCCCGUUCCCACUUCGCCUCCUGCGCCAGCUCCCUCCUCUGCACACAUAUCUGGCGCUGCAGUCUCCUCCUCCUCUUCCGCGCCGAGUACGCCGGCGCUCUCGCCUGCGUGCAAGCGCUCUCAUCAAUCGGCGACGUGCGCACUGUCAACGCAGCCUGUGGGCGAUACCUCGCCUUCUUCCUACGCCAUCUCCUGGCCCGCCUCCGCCCAACUGAGGGCCACGUCGCUGAUCUCGAGCGUGACGAAGAAAUGAUGGCUUAUGUCUCAGGUGAUAUGCAAGGGACUAGCGACGGUAGCUGGGUAUGGCAUGGAUCCGAGACGGGCUCUCAAUUGCAGGGGAUGGGGAACUCGACGCCGACAUCCUCGAGCCAUCGGGCAGAGAUCGAGACGGAUGUUGAGUGGGAGGGGUGGGAGUGGAUUGAGAAGACCGUACAUGAUCUUUUCACAGAGCAGCAUCAGCAGCAACAGCAACAUCAGCAGAUGGCUUACGGUCCGCCGAAACUGGAGGCUUCGUCUUCUUCUACUACUACUCUUACGUCGGAAUCGGCUUCUGAUACGGACGGACGGUUGAGUUCGGCUCACUCACGAAUGACGAUUGCUAGCAUUAUUUGA
Messenger RNA from Penicillium vulpinum, 2361 nucleotides. Its product is annotated as transcription factor domain-containing protein. The transcript has a single exon. Gene Ontology annotation, molecular function: zinc ion binding; DNA-binding transcription factor activity, RNA polymerase II-specific; DNA binding. The record is from RefSeq and is a predicted model, not a curated record. The coding region runs from base 1 to 2361 and encodes 786 amino acids. Gene Ontology annotation, biological process: DNA-templated transcription; regulation of DNA-templated transcription. Lineage: Eukaryota; Fungi; Ascomycota; Eurotiomycetes; Eurotiales; Aspergillaceae.